UUUGCUAUCUGGUCUCUGAGGCCUCAGGCUGUUGGCCCGUCAACAACACAAAAAUGGAGUCUCCUCCAACCUCAACUCCAUUCCUAUCUGAUGCUUAAUCCAAACCCAAUCCCAGGUUUCUUUGUUUUGUCUGCCUCUUCUUAAUCCUCAUCACUUUUGAGUUGGAGUUUUUAAGUUUGAAUUGGACGACCACCAAAAAGCGUGAACAUGCCACGCCUUCACAGCCAAUACGAUCUGAUCUAUUAAAAAACCAGAAACCAGCACGAGUUUUUGUUGUCGCAGGACGAUAGGAAUCGAGACCACGCUCACCGGCUUAUGGAGAAGAUUGCGGGAGUCAGUUGAGUGUUCAGUUGGUUAAGGAAGAGGUUCAACUCUUGAAGCAGGAAAUGGAGGUACAAAAGAAGCAGGGCGAAGCAGUUCAAGUUUCUCAGUUGAUAGGGUUGUUGUACGAUACAGAAAUGGUCAGGAGCGUUGAAUCAGGGUCAGCUGCACGUGAAGAUCAGCAACCACUUAGUUCGUUUAGAUGUCCAUUAAGCAACAAGGUGAUGACAGACCCAGUAGCAAUUCUAUGCGGCCACAGCUUUGAGAGAAGUGCAAUUCAAGAAUAUUUUGGCCAAGGAGAUUAUAAUAAUAAAUGCCCAAAAUGUGGAUGUGAGCUUGAAGCUAUGGAUCUUACGCCCAACCUCCUGCUUCGGAGCUCCAUAGACGAGUGGAAGCAUAGAGACCUCGACUCAAGAUUUCAAGCCGCGGUUCUCGGAAUCAAAUCUGGUGACCACUCUACGCAAAACAAGGCCUUAGAGGAGAUGCAGCAUUUCAUGCAAAUGCCUAAAUAUUCACUCAGAGUUGCGGAACAAGGACUCACAUCCUCGUUUGUCGAAAUCCUAAAAGACACUAGGUUCAAUGCUGCAACAGCUUUGAAAUGCCUCUUUUAUCUAGCCAAAUAUGAUGACCAUCAAAAGGAAGCAAUUGUUGAAGCAGGGGCAAUUCGCCGCAUUGUGAAGCACUUGUGCAAAAGUGGACAAGAAUCUGACGCCCUUUCAGUUCUGUUGGAGCUGUCAAAAAAGGAAAUAUUAAUAGACAAAAUAGGAAAUGCAAUAGACUGCAUUCCUAUUUUAGUUUCUCUUGUAGAAAACAACAACGUUGAGGUGUCAGAGAAAGCCCAAGCAGUGUUGUGCAACAUCUCAUCUAACACCCAUUUUGUUGUCAAGAUGGCCGGAGCCGGGCACUUCCAGCCAUUUGUUGCUCGCUUCAAUCAAGGACCUCAAGAAACAAGAGCAUGGAUGGCUACAGCCUUGACAGAGAUGCCACUCAAGGAGAACAACAUUAAGGACUUGAAAGACAAGGAAUUCAUACACAACUUAAUCCAAAUGCUCUCUUCAAGCAUCCCAGCUUGCAAAUCUGCUUGCCUCAAGUCCAUCCAGAAGCUUCUAUCAUACCACAAGAUGGUAAAGCGGCUUUUAAAAGACUCUGUUACAAUACCAUAUUUGCUGGUUCUCAUCUCAUAUGCUGGCUCUGAUCUGAGCUUGAAACAAGAAGCCGCCGAGAUUCUUGCUCUACUUGUUGGUGCUAGUAAGGACCGUGAGCUCCAAAAAUAUCAGGGCUUACAGGAGCUACAAUCAGAGCACAACGUUAGUCUACUGUUGCAGCAUGUAGCCAGUGCUGAUGGGCAAACCAAGAUUCAGUUCUUGCACCUGCUGGUUGAACUUAGCUACAAAUCAGAGACAGCUCGAAAUCUGAUCCGAACGGAUGAGGAUGCUAUUGCGCGCCUCUUCUCUUCCAUUCGUGGAGAACAGCCUGCGGUCAGAAGAUGGGCAAUGAAGCUUAUAAACUGCAUAUCUGAAGGUCAUCCUGAUGGGGUUCCAUUGCCACCUAACUCUCCUGAAAAGGAAACUGCCAUUAUUACCUUGGCAGCAAUCUUCACCAAUUCGUCAGACAUCAGAGAAAGGUCUUCUGCUGCCAGAAUCAUAAGCCAGCUCCCCAAUAAUGAUGCUAUAAUCGAUGAAAUACUGCGCAAGUCAGAAGUGCUCAAGUCCAUUCAUGAGGUGAUUUGCAGCAUGGACGGUGAAAAUGGCGGUGGCAUAGCAACAUCAGCUGCAGCCAGGCCAGAUGCAUGUCUAUUAGAAAAUGCUCUAGCGGCACUCUUGCGCUACACAGAACCUACCAAUCCUGAACUUAAGAGGCAAUUGGGGAAACUUGAAAUGUAUCCGUCGCUAGUUCGCAUCCUAUCUAGAGGAAGCUCGCUAGCGAAGCAGCACACAGCCAUGGCGCUUGCCCAACUAUCUCAAUCAACCAGGCUAUUAGUCUCCAAUGGGACGACCAUGACAAGCCAAUCCAGAAAAUCCGUUACUCCUCUGCUUUAUGUCAUGAAGUUCUUCCCGAAUAGUGGUGGUUGCUGCUGCUUAGCCCCAUCCGCGAGCACAAGUUUAUGUUCUAUUCACGGUUCUGCCUGCGCAGAAAGAGACACAUUCUGCCUCGUCAAGGUGGAUGCAGUGAAGCCACUUGUGCAGACAUUGAGCGAGGUGGAAUCUGGGGUGGCGGAGGCUGCUCUGAUGGCACUUGAGACACUGUUAAUAGACCACGCCACACUAUCCCGCGCGAUUUCUACCAUUGUGGAUAGCGAGGGUGUGGUGGCCUUCCUGCAAGUCUUGGAGAAGGGAAGCUCAUCUGCCAAAAGCAAAGCUUUGGAUCUCUUCCAAAAGAUCCUUCAACAUACACAUAUGAGUGAACAGACAUUUCAGAGAUCAGAAAGGAUCCUUAUCCAACUUCUUCAUGACACUGAACUCAAGAAAAAAGCUGCUUUGGUGCUUAGGCAGAUGGGAGUCAUUCCGGAGCAAUCUUCCUACUUCUAAACUUGACCCCUUUUUUUCUUUUUUUGUUGAAUUCAGUGCUUAGGAGUAAAAGAGAAUUACAUGUAAGAAGUAUAGAGAUGUGUGUAUAUGACUGAACUUUAGCUACAACAUCAAACAGAUAUCAGAUUAUUGAGGUAAGAAGUAGGGGAGCCGUUCAUAUAUCAUCUAUAGGACAACACAGCUGAAAAAUACGUUGAAUUUGUCAGAGAAAGAAAGAUUAGGUGCCAUUGUGUUGGUUGAACUUACAUAUCAAUAUCAUGUGAAAAUUUUACAGUCAAAUGAAAUAACAUUUCGACAAACAGGUGACUAUCAAAGCUAUAGACUAAUAUGCUAUAUAGAUAGUCAAAGUCCCUUUAUUUAUUUCUUUUUGCCAACCAAAACAGGCUCAUAGUCAUAGAUAAAGCAAUUCUCCUCUUUUGGGGAAUCUCUCGUUGCCUUUGGGUCUUAAAUAUAUUGCUAUUGACCAUAAAAGUAACAUGUGAGUU
Messenger RNA from Morus notabilis, 3334 nucleotides. Its product is annotated as U-box domain-containing protein 44. Gene Ontology annotation, molecular function: zinc ion binding; ubiquitin-protein transferase activity; protein binding. Gene Ontology annotation, biological process: protein ubiquitination. The record is from RefSeq and is a predicted model, not a curated record. The transcript has 3 exons. Bases 387 to 2849 code for a protein of 820 amino acids. NCBI's taxonomy places the organism in Eukaryota, Viridiplantae, Streptophyta, Magnoliopsida, Rosales, Moraceae.